Messenger RNA from Podarcis lilfordi (Lilford's wall lizard), 1032 nucleotides. The record is from the annotation of a GenBank genome assembly. NCBI's taxonomy places the organism in Eukaryota, Metazoa, Chordata, Lepidosauria, Squamata, Lacertidae.
AUGAAUCUGGAGAAUCUGACUUCCCAGAGCUUUCUUUCAGCAACCCACAGCAAUACCAGCAAUCUCUUCCUGGGGCUCCAGCUGGUUCAGUUCUUCAAGCCGCUUAUCAUCCCUUGCUACUCCCUUGUGGUUUUCGUGGGCAUCAUUGGGAAUUACCUCCUCAUCUACGUUAUCUGCAAGACCAAAAAGAUGCACAAUGUUACCAACUUCCUGAUAGGCAACCUGGCCUUUUCGGACAUGCUCAUGUGUGCCACCUGCGUCCCCCUGACCCUGGCGUAUGCCUUUGAGCCCCGAGGCUGGGUCUACGGGCACUUCAUGUGCUACUUUGUGUUCCUGAUGCAGCCAGUCACGGUGUUUGUGUCUGUCUUCACCCUGACUGUCAUUGCCGUGGACAGAUACUACACCAUGGUGUAUCCCCUCCGCAGGAGACUCACGAUACCAAUCUGCACCUAUAUCCUGGCUGGCAUUUGGCUGCUGAGCUGCGUACUGGCUGCCCCAGCCCUGCUGCGCACGUACUAUGCCGAGUUUCCAGAGCUGGACUUCUCCAUCUGCGAAGAAUUUUGGUUUGACAGGAAGAGAGAUCGCUUAGCUUAUGCCUACAACACCCUCAUUUUCACCUAUGUCCUGCCCUUGGCAGUCAUCUCUGUCUCCUACCUGAGGAUAUCCAUCAAGCUGAAAAACAGAGUUGUCCCUGGCAACGUCACCCAGAACCAAGCGGAGUGCGACCGAGCCCGGAGGAGGAAGACCUUUCGCCUGCUGGUCCUGGUGGUGGUUGCUUUCGGGGUUUGCUGGCUGCCUUUGCACAUCUUUAAUGUGAUCAAGGACAUCGAUAUCAAGCUGAUAGACAAGCAGUAUUUCAAUCUCAUCCAGCUGCUUUGCCACUGGUUUGCUAUGAUGUCUGCCUGCACAAAUGCAUUCCUUUAUGCCUGGCUGCACGACAGCUUCAGGGGGGAGCUGAAGAAAAUGUUUGCCUGGCCGAGGAAAAAAAUAGGACCAGCCACCAAUUGCAUCGUGGCUAGCGUGGUGCUGUAA